Messenger RNA from Mucor velutinosus, 723 nucleotides. RefSeq names its product Up in starvation. Lineage: Eukaryota; Fungi; Mucoromycota; Mucoromycetes; Mucorales; Mucoraceae. The coding region runs from base 1 to 723 and encodes 240 amino acids. The transcript is spliced from 4 exons. Gene Ontology annotation, molecular function: DNA binding; RNA polymerase II general transcription initiation factor activity. The record is from RefSeq and is a predicted model, not a curated record. Gene Ontology annotation, biological process: DNA-templated transcription initiation.
AUGUCUGGCUUCAAUAUUGCUACCCCUUCAAUGACAACUCCUGCUACUAUGCAGACACCCUCUAUGCAGACACCAUCUAUCCCUACACCUCAUCACAAUUCAACUCCAUUCGCAUUACCAACAACACCUGCGCCAUUGGAUGCUGCCACACCCAGCAGAGAUGCCAACCCUUAUUCAGUAGCUGGUAUCACACCCACAUUACAAAACAUUGUUGCCACUGUCAACUUGGAUUGUCGUUUGGAUCUCAAGACCAUUGCACUUCAUGCUCGUAAUGCUGAAUACAAUCCAAAGCGUUUCGCAGCUGUUAUUAUGCGUAUUCGUGAUCCCAAAACUACUGCUUUGAUCUUUGCUUCUGGUAAGAUGGUCGUUACUGGUGCCAAAUCUGAAGAUGAUUCAAAAUUGGCUGCUCGUAAAUACGCUCGUAUCAUCCAGAAGUUGGGAUUCCAAGCAAAGUUUACUGAUUUCAAAAUUCAAAAUAUUGUUGGUUCGUGUGAUGUUAAAUUUCCCAUUCGUUUGGAAGGUUUAGCAUACUCUCAUGGCCACUUUAGUUCUUACGAACCUGAAUUGUUCCCUGGUCUCAUCUAUCGUAUGGUCAAGCCCAAGAUUGUUUUAUUGAUCUUUGUAUCUGGUAAAAUUGUCUUGACUGGCGCCAAAGUACGUGAAGAGAUCUACCAGGCUUUCCAAGCUAUAUAUCCUGUACUUACCGAGUUCAGAAAGCCAUAA